Glossina fuscipes is the source of this 1741-nucleotide messenger RNA. RefSeq names its product evolutionarily conserved signaling intermediate in Toll pathway, mitochondrial (gene ECSIT). NCBI's taxonomy places the organism in Eukaryota, Metazoa, Arthropoda, Insecta, Diptera, Glossinidae. The transcript has 4 exons. Gene Ontology annotation, cellular component: mitochondrion. The record is from RefSeq and is a predicted model, not a curated record. Bases 314 to 1606 code for a protein of 430 amino acids.
CGACAAAACCAUUCACAAAAAGUAAAUACUUCCUACUGUAUUGUUUACAACUCGUAGAAUUCGUUUAUUAACGUGGUGUGUAGUAAAUUUCUUUAAAGGUAAAGCAGUCGCAGAGCAGUAACUAUCUAAGAUAGGUAAUGUUACAUUCUGUUGGGCAUUCUGUUAAUGGAAUCUGGGCGAAUUAUUUACCGUAUGUGUGGAAUCCGGGAUAUCAUCGGUUUUCCUCUCUGUUUUGCAAUAUCGUCUAGUAAUCAGAUGUUUCGUGUAAUAUAAAAAAAUAUUGUGUUGCAAUAACAAUUCAAGAGAAGGAAAGAUGAUAAGAAAAUUAAAGGGUUUGCUUACCAAUAGUAACAAUUCAUUUGCCAGCUGUAUUAUAACUUGGAAAACUUACAGUAACGAAGUGAAACCGAAAAAGGAAGAGUCAGAGGGUGAAAAUUCGGAAUCUGAUUCCUAUCAACAACAACAACAACAACGUAAGAAACAAGACAGUGAAGAACAACGAAAAACAACAUCAACAACAAGUUUUGUACCAGCCGUAAGAAAUCCUUUUGUCGAAGCCUCUGAGAAAACCAAAAGUGUGUAUAUGAAUAUGGUGGAAAUAUUUACGGAGCGUGAUAUACGGCGUAGAAAUCAUGUGGAAUUUAUUUAUGCGGCCAUGAAGCAUAUGGCAGAAUUUGGAGUUGAACGCGAUCUCGACGUGUACAAGGCCUUGAUUAAUGUCCUGCCAAAGGGUAAAUUUAUACCACGUAAUAUUUUUCAAUCGGAAUUUAUGCACUAUCCUAAACAACAACAGUGUAUAAUAGAUUUAUUAGAACAAAUGGAGGACUUGGGCGUCAUGCCCGACUAUGAAAUGGAAGCUAUGUUGUUGAAUGUAUUCGGUCGUUCCGGUCAUCCGUUACGUAAAUACUGGCGUAUGAUGUACUGGAUGCCGAAAUUUAAAAAUCUCUCACCGUGGCCUUUGCCAAAUCCUGUUCCCGACAGUGCAUUAACUAUGGCUAAAUUGGCUAUAGAACGCAUGUGCACCGUUGAUGUACGAUCACGUGUUACCGUAUUUGAAACUAAAAAUGUGUUGGACGCAAUAGAUGACACAUGGAUUGUAAGUGGUAUGAGUCCCGAUCAGACUCAAUUAUUGCACAAACAUCCCCACAAUAAAGCGAUAUAUAUAGAAGGGCCAUUUUUGAUAUGGUUACGAAGUAAAACUAUUAAUUAUUUCACGCUGAGAGCGGAUCCCGAUAUGGAGUUUUUGAAAAGUUUAAAUAGUAAUACAGAAGAUGAAGAUGAUGUCACUAAGCUUAAUGUACCAUUCUUUGGACAGCCGCCUAUUUCACGUAAAAAUCAAGUGGGUAAAGUGAGAUCGGUCCAUCAACAAGAUGACGGCACAAUAUUUGCAAUUUGCGCGACGGGAACAUCAACCAAAGACUCUCUAUUAUCUUGGAUACGUUUACUAGAAGCGAAUGGCAAUCCCGUGCUAGGACAAAUCCCUGUAUUAUUUCGUUUUCGUUCCAAAAUUAGUGAUAAAGUUAAAGAAAUCGAAUCAAGCCGUGAAAUUAAAGCACCUUCUGCCACAAGUAAUGAUCAUGUGUCUGCAGACGAUCUCAAAAGCUAACAUAUACGAUAACGUACACGCACGAUCAUUUAAGUAAAACUAAAACACGAAAUUACUAUUGCAGAAAUAUAUGAUUUCAUUUAAUCAAUCAAUUACGUAUUAGAGUAAAAUCCUUAAAAUGAAGAGCUACUUGCA